CGGGACAGGUGACGUCGGCUGGUCGGGUCGUGUAGUCGUGUCGUCGGUGGACCGAUUCCAUUGCCAGACUGCGCUCGCUACUGUAAGGUUAAGUUACUCGGUGAACCCGUUUUCUCACAGCCAGCUGCGUCUGGCACUGCGACUGCCACUGCUACUGCAAGCCCCAAUGCUUCCAGCCGAUGCCAUGCUUACCUGCCUGUCUGCUUGCCUGCUUGCCCGUGGUUUGGCAGUUUUCGCGUUUGCCUUGUGAGUCAGGCGGGUCAGCAUGGUAGGCAGAUGGAGAGACCGAGCGGGCGAGCAAUUAAGCCAGGCAAUAUCACAACAGGUACAUUCCAAGCCCACUUGCCCCUACUUCCUUCAGGACUACUGCUUUCAUUUAAGUCCUUAGUAUCUUUUUUAUCCUCAUACACAUUGUUGUUUCCGUUUCUUUCGAUCAAUACCAUCUUAGAAUUUUCCUUAUCGUUUUGUUCAACUUUUUCCUUCCUCAAUCCAGAACCACUGAACCAUAACAUGAAUCAAACUUGCAAUAACCAAUAUCCGCCAUUGCUGGGUUCAACCGGGACCGGAGUGCCGACUCCAGUGCAUAUGAAUCCUCAGUUCGCUCUUUUGGAUGUCAUCAUUCCUGGAUUCUCUCUUUACACUUCCGCAGCAUCAAAGUUCUUGAAAAUCGACCUCACACUAUACUUUCCCGCCAUAAUCUUCCUCGGUGCUAUAAUCUUCUGCUCUCAGUAUGUCUCUGCUUGGUGCUGGAGAGUUGCGGAUGAAGUAAGACAGAUCCAUUCCAAUCCCUCCAGUAUCUUGAAAGAUCUUCCGUUAUCGUAGCACAAGUUCCUAGACUGAUACGUCGAAAAGUAUUUCAUGUGCACCGCCGAUAUCAGGAUAGACGACGAGAUGUACAACUUUGUGAUGGCCUGGAUUGCGAAUCAAAAGUUCGCGAAGAACUCUCGUCGAUUUGUCGCCAACACAAACUUAAAUAGCAGAAUGUGGUUUCUGUGGAGAUCGUUCUUCGACGACGAAGACGAAGAAGAGGACGGAGUGGAAUUCGAUGAAAACUCUACUCCUAUUCGGACAGUUGGAAAAGAAAAGAAGAAGAAGAUCCAAUACACUCCAUCGUUUGGAGUGCACCACUUUUUCUAUAAAAAGCGACUCUUCAUCUUCCGUCGAUCAGAGAAUGUUAAGAGUGGCCCAUGGGGGACCGCCAGCGAGCGAGAGGAGAUAUCUAUCUCGUGCUUUGGAAGGAACCCCGCCACUUUGAAGGAUUUGCUCGACGAAUGUCGCAAAGAAUUUUCGAAGAGCGACGAAAAUCGAACCAUCAUCUACCGCGGUGGCCUUAAGAGUGGAACAGCCGAGCCUGCCUGGACGCGUUGUAUUUCUCGAAUAUCCCGUCCAUUUUCAACUGUUGUUCUAGAUGAGGAUGUCAAGGCUAAGCUGUUGGCGGACAUGAGCGAAUAUCUGCACCCAUAUACCCGGCGGUGGUACUCAAACCGAGGGAUACCAUACCGACGAGGUUAUCUGCUCUAUGGCCCCCCUGGUACAGGGAAGAGUUCUCUGAGCUUCGCCAUCGCGGGUUAUUUCAAGCUCAAAAUCUACAUUGUCAGCUUGAACUCCCCGGCCAUGAAUGAAGAAAACCUGAGUACACUUUUCACCGACCUCCCAAAGCAAUGUGUAGUCCUGCUCGAAGACAUUGACACUGCUGGCUUGACGCAUGCCCGUGCCAGACCGGAGGACUCAGAAGAAUCCAAGUCCCUAAUCACCACUCUGCCGGGCGCAACUGCUAUUAUUCCUCCAAAUCCAACAAUAAACAACAGUGGCGGCCGAAUUUCUCUUUCUGCCCUUCUCAAUAUUCUCGAUGGCGUAGCCUCUCAAGAAGGCCGAGUCCUCAUCAUGACGACUAACCACAAGGACAAACUCGACGAGGCGCUCAUCCGCCCUGGCCGAGUGGAUAUGGCUGUGGAGUUCAAGCUCUCUGAUACGCAAAUGAUAUCCACAAUAUUCCGCUCCAUCUUCGCAACCCUCGAAGGCGACGUUCCCGCUUCCGCCUCUCGAAGCAACUUGUCCAUCCGAUCCCCAACAAGAUCGGAAUCCAAGCUCACUGCCUCGGCCGUGAAACAACUCGCCGAAGAGAAGGUCACUCAAGCAGCCGCCGCCCUUGCAAUCCAAAAAACCGAACAAGCCAGGAUAGAGAGACUGGGUGAGGACUUUGCGGCUUUGAUCCCAACUAUGGAGUUAAGUCCGGCCGAGAUACAGGGCUACCUACUCAAGCACAAGCAGGAUCCACAAGAAGCGAUCACAAGUGCGCCAGCAUGGGUCGAGAAGACGAAAGAGGAGAAAAGGAAGAAGGCCACGGACCAGAAGAGGAGAGAGGAGCAGGAGAAGGCUGAAGCCGAAAGGAAGGAUUGGUGGGUGAACAUGUGGGGUUGAAAUUUGGGCGCAUAAGAUGGAUUUACCACCAGGCGACGUUGCAAUACACACGUUUUGGGCUAUUAAGGGAUUUGGGGAGAGUGGGAGGGGGGGAGAGAUAUACUCACCGCCGAAGUCGAUUGAUGGUUGCAGGUUCUCACUUGGUUUUGUGUCAGGAGAGACAUGGUGUCAUACAUGGACCACCUUGGAAAUUUGCGCAAUAGAGAAAGAGCUCUUACACUUGUGGGAUAGAUAAAGUAACAAUACACGAUCUUUAAUAUGUCU
Cadophora gregata is the source of this 2685-nucleotide messenger RNA. RefSeq lists its product as uncharacterized. Lineage: Eukaryota; Fungi; Ascomycota; Leotiomycetes; Helotiales; Ploettnerulaceae. Gene Ontology annotation, biological process: mitochondrial respiratory chain complex III assembly; protein insertion into mitochondrial inner membrane from matrix. Bases 859 to 2421 code for a protein of 520 amino acids. The transcript has 2 exons. Gene Ontology annotation, cellular component: mitochondrial inner membrane. The record is from RefSeq and is a predicted model, not a curated record. Gene Ontology annotation, molecular function: ATP hydrolysis activity; ATP binding.